AAACACUUGCUAGCUCGCACACACUGAACAGACACGUUACAGGCAAGCAGUUUCAUAUCUGCAAAGGGACAACAGUGCUGUGGAUGUGUAAUUAAUAACAGUUUGUGGACACCAAUCCCUGAUAUUAUUCAUCCGUUUCAUUAAUAUAUCCUGAUAUUAACCUCUAAAGAUGUGUUUUAUGGAUACAAGAAGACGCAGGUGUUUGGGUAAAACUAGUGAUCAUCCUAUUCGUAGCAAUACAAAGUCCCCCUUCCUUCUGCCAAGAAAUCCUCAAAGAAUAAACAAACUAUGAUGGCCAGCAAGCGAACUCUAGGCUAUGUGGACCCUCUGGUCCUCAGCAAGGUCCCCCGUCUGGAGACAAGAGCUGACCAUGGGAUAGCUGCCGGCUUGUGCAAUCCUGGAACUUUGCGUGGUUACCCUCCUGAAUACGGUGGGACCUACUUCACCUACUGCCUAAAAGGCCAAGAUGGAGCUGACCUUCCUUUGCAAUGGAGUCCUCCAGGGGCUUACCUGCAGAAUGGAAGGAACUCCAUUGUUCACCCCUUGGCUGCUGAGAGGCCUCUUACCAACGGACUAGUAUUCAGGUCAGAGCCGGAGAUUGUUGGCCAGGCAUUCCAUAUUGAGAAGAGUUCACCUGUUUUGGUUCAAGACCGAAUUGCAAAUGAGAAAUGGGCAGAUUUUGUUGGAAGGCACGAGAACCUUACACACAGUCCCAAUGCCCCUGGACUCCAUGCUCCAAUGGCUGUAAGGAAAUUGGCCACUGGGACCCCACAAUCUGAGCAUUCUGCAGUUCUAGCUGUCCCAAAGCCUGUCUACAGCAGCAGGGUUUGCUGCACAGACCCUGGGUGCAAAUCCAGAAUGUGCUUCAACAUAGAUUCUGGGGCUGACCGGGUUCCCGGGAGACCUUACGAGGGCGAAUGGAGAUCGGGGUCGGGUCUCUGCUUUGCACGUCUGUCGCCCAUGGAAAAGAGGAAUGGCUUGUUUGAACCAGGGGUUCUCCAGCUGGAGCAGAGCAGUGGCAGCAGACCACAUCCCAAGGAUGUUGGUCAUGGAGGUUACCCAAGUUCUAGGCAGCCAGGGGCAAUGAAGCUGCCCACUUUUGCAGAGCGAGACUAUAACAGCCUGCCAUAUGAUGGCCCCUCGCGACCUUUGCCCAUUCCCCCCACCAAGAGUUAUAGCAGCAUACAGCCUGAUUCCAAAGUCUGUCAUGACAUGUCACUGUCGCCUCCAAAGAACUACCAUGAAAUGCAGAGGGUGACAGUCUCUCACUCACACAUGCCUCCCCCAGUCUGCCAACCGAGAUCUCUUGUUUCCAAGUACCCCCAGCUGCAUCAGAGGCAACUGUAUCUCUUUCCGCAGGGAGGUCUGGACAUUGAGAAAGCUGCAAGCUACAAAGAUUUGGGACUGCAGCUUAUGGGGGAUGCUCCUCCCAACCAGCCCAGUGUAAGAAACGCCUAUCCUGCAGCCUCAGAGCAAUAUCAUUUUCACACACCCCCACCUCCAUAUAGCGCAGUUUCAAUGCCCUAUUCAGUGGUUUCAGCAGGUGUUCGGAGUGCACCAUCACAAAGGGACUAUGAACUUCCUUAUUCAGGAUACAAAGUGCCGCUAAGCCCAGGGCAUAAGGGGAGUCUUUCUGAACGAUGUGGCACACACAUUCAAAUGGAUUUAGCUGAUCUUACUGUGGAUUGCACUUCCCAAAAUCUCCAGGUAAUGCCACCACACAAUGAUCUUGUCAGGUACCGGCCAGCAACCAGUGCAUUCCAACCUUUUCGUACAUCUUACAGGCUUGAAAAUCCAGCGCAUAUUGUCCUGAAGGAUGCUUCUGUAGCACGGUCGUCCUUGCAAGAAAAAACAUCAAAUAAUCUCCUGGAAGAUCCAUCUUCCUGCCGAAUUGGCUUUCACAAGGAAAAGAGUAUUGCUGCAGUGGGGAAAUAUAGAGGGGUCGUAGCAGAGCAUGGAGGCCAGAAGACUAAUAAUAAUAAUAAUAAUAACAAUAAUAAUAACAAUAAUUCUAAUAGUAAUAAUAAUCAUAACAAACAUAAUUACAAACUAAGUUGUAAAGGGGGUGCAGGCAGUCCAAUUUUAAUUGACUCGCCCCCCAGAAGGGAACAAGAUAACAGCAGUGACCUCUAUGAAGUCACAGUCUCCAACAUGAGAAACGAAGAAAAAAGGUCUGGGAAGGAAGACCAGAAAGCACAAGAUAGUGACAAUACAGAUAUAUCUCACUCUCCCUCCUCCCCCCUCAUGCCUGUUAUCAAUAACGUAUUUAGCUUGGCUCCAUACAAGGACUACCUGGAAGCAUCAGGAAUAUUGCCUUUUCCAGAUGGUGAAAAAGAGGAAUCCUCUCCAUGUUCAAGGCAAAAAACCGAAAGGCAAGCAAGUGAAAGUUACUCAAAACAGGAAACUGAGAGGCCUGCUUUUAGGUCGUCCCCAAUAACUGGUAGUGAAGACUCAUGCAAAAGAGAGACAGAGGCCAAAAAUGAGGCUGCCGAGUGGAGAAAGAGAGAGAGCAAACAAACAGUCUGUGAUACCAGGCAGCCAGCAGCCCACUUUGAUUUAAAGGCUGACAAAAGCAACUUAAUGCAGCUAAACCUGGAUGGCCAUGUGGUGGAGGGAGAAAUGGUUGGUGGUGUCAGGAUGAAUAGUCAGGAUACUGUGCUGGAUCUCAGUGUCAAAAAACCUGGCAGCCAGAGCAAACCUUUAGCAGACAACAUUAGUGACUACAAAACCGUGGAUAGAGCAAUCGUCCAUGAGAAGAGGGAGACACUAUUUAACUUGGAACGAAUUGAAAAGAGAGAUUUCCAAACUUUAGUUUCGACUUGCACAUCUGAGAGCCCAGUGAGCAGCAGUACAGCCACUUUCAUGCACAAAAAAUUCCAAGUCCUUAAACCAGCCCCCACAAAGGUGGUUGUGACUCCACCUCCGGUGCAGAAUACGAACAAUAAACUGUCACCAACUGUCGAAAAACACCUUUCUGUCCAGUCCCUUAAGCUGCCCACUUUCAAGCUCAUCCUACCAGAUAUUAUAAAAACGGUUUCCCCUCGUGCACCGGAGGUGUCCCCUUCCUUGAGUGAGACCGACAGCAGUGUAAAGACAAACAAGCAUUCUCACCGAUAUUUUAUGGAACUCCACCAGUCCCUCAACAGAUUGAUUGCCAACUCCAUAUCCCACACUCCUGAGGAAGAACUGAAAGACCUACUGGCCAAAAUGGAGGAGGACCAUGAAUCAAAAUCCUUACCAUCCAAGACGAAGAACAUCUCCCGUAUUCUGGAGGUCCUCAAAGCCCCCCGGGGUAAGGAAGUGUGGUUAAAGUCUGGGGAGAUCGCAUCAGCCCUCAGCUGCAUCUUGUCCCAACUGGAGAUCUACCUUUACACAAAGAACUGCCCCUUCCCCCAUGUGAUUCGGGCAGGGACGAUUUUCAUCCCCAUGGUGGUGGUGAAGGAGACGCUGUUCCCACAGCUCCAGGGCUGCUCCAUCGACCAGGUCCUGCAGGAGCACCGUGUGGAGCUUCGGCCCACCACCCUCUCCGAGGAAAGGCUGCUUACUCAGCUGCAGCAGCGAUGCUGCUCCUCCAAACUGAGGAGGCUACUCUCCCUCAAGCAGCUUCCCACCAUCUACCCUGACUUGCUCAGCCUGUACUACCACGACUGUCUCCACAAACACUUAGGUGCAGAAUUCCACAGUGGAUUGAAGGAAGAGUGGGGAAAACCUCCAGCAGAAAACACGUUUGACCAAACAAUGAAGAGAGAGCAUUCACAAACUGUGCAUCAACUGCCUAACAAGAUAACCCCAAGGGGAUUAAAGAGCAGAGAGAGAGGAAAUAUUCACUUCAAAAGGAAAAAGGGCAGAAGAAAAAAUGGCUUAAACAGAACUUUUGUGGGGCAGGGAAAUGGGCUUGAUUUGAAUAAGGAGGUGAAGAGUGAUCCUGAAAACUCGACCAAUGCAGAAGAGUCUUGUCACAAGUGGGACAAGUCAGAAAUGUUAGAGGUCAAAUUUGAGGAGGUGGAGAUGCAGGAGGGCAAAACAGGAAUAUCUUCCUGUAUGGAGCCAGAGGUGCCUGAUGUUAAACCACCAAGAACAGAUCAGGAGGUCAAGAAAUCCCCAAUGAGAGUACAGAAGAGCUGCAGUAGCCUGGUGCUAAAGUUGAAACGGGUACUAUUUAAAAGCAAACCUGGGAAGAGAGGCCAAAAGAAUUGCCCAGAGCCAGACUCUGGAGUAAAGGGGCAGCUUAGUUCAAGAGGAAAGGUGCAAGAACACCAGGAUCCUCCCAACCCAGAGGAACCUCGGGGGAAAGUCCAGCCUGACGUCCCCCAGCAGAAGAAACGAGCAGCUGGUGCCUCAGAAACUCUGCGGCCCACACGCAGCACCUCCAAGGUAUUGCGCCUUCGCAGCUCUGUGGUGCAAAUCAAAUUCCACCGUCUCUUGACAGUGCACCGUAACUCGCUACACCACAGUGCCCGCCGGAGGAGAGGAGUGCUGCGACCGGCGGUCCAGAGGGUCAGGCCAGCCACGGAAAUGAACUACCCUGCCCUGGUGGGCAAGCGGAUCCGACACCUCUAUGAAGAGAAAGACAAGUCUGAGGUUUGGUACCAUGGGGUAGUGGUGCGAGUGCACGAGGAGCACAGCAACCCCUUAAAGACAGUCUAUGAGGUGCAAUAUGACAGUGAGCCAGAGUGGCAGUACUAUUUGGAGCUCCUUCAGGAUUAUAAGAAGGGGUGGCUGAAAGUGGAGGACUAAAGGAUUAUUUGUGUGUAUUUUGUAUGUGUGUGUGUGUGUGUGAGUGAGUUAAGAGUUGGGACCCAACUUACCAUAUAUGUUGCAAAGUUCAGUUUAGGUUUUUUUUUUUUUUUUUUUAUCUGCAUGCUGUGUUUGCAAAGAUGCUUAUAGUGCUGUGAUUGCUUUGCUCUUGUGCAGCAGUGGAGGACCCAGGGGGUAGUAAAGACGGACAGAACUGAAGCAGUGGGAACUUAAGGCUCACACUGCUACACCAGCAAACCCACUGCACAAAAGCAAAGCAAUUCUGACACUCUAAGAAUUAAUUGUAGGGUAUUGGAAACAACUAAUGUGGGUUUGUGCAUUGGGAUACAGUCUUGUUUUUAAAUGUUUGCCUGUAGUGUACAGUAGGGGUGAAUCUAGUAAAGGAGAUGCUAAAAAUGUCAACUGGAGAAGUUCCCCAUAAUGGCCUUUUUUGCCCUUGAAACACCAUUACAAGAUUUCUUCAGAUUGGGUGUGUUGUAAUGUACAAAUCCGUUUCUAUGGGUCUAAAAAAAAAAAAAAAAAUCCUUUGAAUUGAUGGCUAUCACUGUCAUGGUUUUAAAUGCUUAUAAAGAGUAUGCAGGGUGUAGUACUGAAGAAAGAAAUGUCACUGUGACCUGAAAGUUUUGAAAAAUCAUUCCUCCACCAUGGAGGCAAAACAGAGCUUGGUGAUCCUUUCCCUUCUGAUCAGCGCCGAUAACAACUAGCAGUUUGGCUUGCAGUUGCUCUGGUUUUAACGGUGAGGCGCUGAAGAGCAGCUUUUCUGUUCUUUUUAGCAUAAGUUUAAAAAAAAAAAAAAAAAAAAAAAAACUUUAAUCCACCUGUUUAUAGUUAUUCAAUGUGUGUGUAGUUUUUUUAUUAUUAUUUUUUUUAUCAUUUAUUAUUAUUUGUUUAUUUAGCAGACGUCUUUAUCCAAGGCGCAUUACAGAGGUUAGGGUGUAUGAGCUAUGCAUCAGCUGCAGAGUCACUUGCGAUGACAUCUCAUCUGAAAGGGGACCUCCUGGUUACAAGCACUUUCCUUUAACCACCAGACCCCGCAGUCUUGUGAAGAAAGAAGCUUCUGCAGAUGUUUCUCCAAUCCUGACAUUAAAGAUUAUUGUUGUGCUGCUGUUUGCUAGACUGAAAUGUUGGUUUAUGAUUGACGACUGGUUUCACAGACUCCGAUAAGCAUUAGGGAAGGGCACGUGUACUUAUUUAUUCGAAGAAUUGAUUAGAAAAUUGUUAAUUGUUUAGAAAAUUACUGAUUGUAUAAUCUGUCUUGUAUUGCAACAAAUAUGUGUUCUGAACAAACCCAUGAUCUAUGCUAAGCCUGUCGCUGCACCACAAGUUAAUGUAAAUGCAUAUUACAUAAAUUAUCAUUUCUGUAAAUUCUCUAAAUUUAUCAACGUCCUGAUAGAUAAAGGCAUUCUUAGAAUUGCAGGGUGAUACCAAUACUGUAGCUAAUUAAUACAAGGGACUACAAAACAGGUGUUUUGUAAUGUAUUAUUGCAAGGCUCGAAGUUAGUGUAUUUGGUAACAUUUUGCUACCCAAAACUCUUAAUUUGCUACUAUUGUUUUUUAUUUAUUUAUUUUUUUAAAUGCAGUAGCAUUUUUCUGAUAUCUUACGCUGCAGUUUAUAUGACGACCCUUGGUGAACAUAAUUAUCUGUAUUAGUUUUAUUACUAUCUUGCUCAAUGUAGAUACAUGCAAGGCCCACAAUGCAAAUCAUAUUGUACAGUGGAGUACCAGAGCAACGUGUUUAGAAUUUCAAGGUAUGAAGUUUAUUUUAUAGACCAAGAGUACAAUUAAAUAACUGUUAAAAACAUUACGAUUUUAUAGAUAACGGACAGUGUGCAUAAAAUGCUAAUUUAAUCUGUCAUGGUGCCUCUGGUUUUGUUAGAAUGUUAACCCUGGCUUCACCCACGCUAAAAAUGAACACAUAAUAGGUAGAUAAUUUAUUACUUUAUCAAAAUUCUGACUACAAAUUAAAAACUAAACAAGCAUAAUUAGCAAGCUAUACCGUUACCAAGAUCCAAGCAAUGGCUUCCUUGUUUUAUCAGUACAAAGUAGACGAAAUACAAUCUUG
Polyodon spathula (Mississippi paddlefish) is the source of this 6820-nucleotide messenger RNA. RefSeq lists its product as uncharacterized. The record is from RefSeq and is a predicted model, not a curated record. The transcript has 3 exons. NCBI's taxonomy places the organism in Eukaryota, Metazoa, Chordata, Actinopteri, Acipenseriformes, Polyodontidae. The coding region runs from base 289 to 4737 and encodes 1482 amino acids.